This is a messenger RNA of Mercenaria mercenaria, 4739 nucleotides long. RefSeq lists its product as uncharacterized. NCBI's taxonomy places the organism in Eukaryota, Metazoa, Mollusca, Bivalvia, Venerida, Veneridae. Bases 144 to 3902 code for a protein of 1252 amino acids. The record is from RefSeq and is a predicted model, not a curated record. Gene Ontology annotation, molecular function: ATP hydrolysis activity. The transcript is spliced from 6 exons.
UGUGAAGUUGUUUUGGAAUAUAAGACCAUUGUGUUUGUUUAUCCAUUAGCUACGCACAUGCGCAAACACUGGUAUUAUAUUUUGAUUUACACCAUGACGGAAAUGAGUCCUGGAUAAGUCAAUAUUUCAGGGCUAUAUAAAACAUGGCACACAUAGCUCAACUAGCAAAUGUCAAAUACAGGAACUGGGUUAAGGCUGGACUUGGUAUUAAGUACGUUAAAGAAGGCUUGAAACCAUUCUGUGACCACCUGGCUACACAACAACAUAUUGAUAUCCUGAAUAAAGUUAAACAGCCACACACUCUUGCAGCAGUGUCUUGUGGACAUUGUAAUAUACGGACUCUUCAGCCUAAUCAUGUACGAACCAGAAAUAAGCAGUGCCCUCUUGAUCAACGCGAUUGUAACUGCCAAUAUCCAGGCGGAAAAACGUUGUGUCCCAACAAUGUAUGUGGUGCCAUCUACGAUGAAAUCAUUCAACUUCACGCAUCAAUCCCUCCAGCGCCUUACUGGAAGAACACGGAUGCACGUCAAUGGUGCACUGAACCAUGGUCUGUAGCAAAGUGUUUCAUAAAUGCUCCAGGAUAUGAACACAAAACAAAAGCUAGUGAGUUCGAUUGCCCUGGCUUGUUACAUCUGCUGAUAAACAAUAAAGGUUUUCAACAACACAUCAAGUGUACAAUCUCUGGCACAGACGUUUUUUCAAGGGUACGCAAGUCUAGAAACGCUAUAUUUCAUUCCUGUACUAUGGAACUAGAAGAUGCUCAGGUUAACAAUUAUAUUGAUGAUAUGAUAGAACUAUUACAAGAUGAAACAGAACUCAAACACAGACAAGAAUCAAAAGAUGCAGUCAUAAAUCUUAAAGAGCUCAAACAGGCGAACUUCGCCAUAUCCACUUCAGACGAGGAUGAAAUUCGUCGCGUUGCCAUGGAUGCUCUUAGGGAACUUCAACAGAUGACAGCUGACGCAAGAAAUGAACUAAGAACUACAGCUGCUGAAGGCAAACUGCAGCUGGAAGAGAAAGGUUUAGUUAUUAAAUCCCAAUUCGAUCAGAAAAGCGAGAAAAUAGAAAAGGACCUCGAGCAUACAGGACAGAAUAUCAAAAAGAAAUUGGUGAGAGAAGCAGAAGAAAAUCUAGAGCAGAAACUUCAAGAAGCAAAGCUUCAGUUAGAGAGUCACAAAAACAUGAUUGAAUGUUCAAUGACGAAUACCACUGAGACUAGUAAAGAAACAGUCACUAACAAGAAGAAAGCAGACUUUCAGGAGAAGCUGUUCAAACUAUAUAAAACACAUGUCAGAAAAGUACAUCCGUUGCCCCGCCUACAUAAAAAGAAGAGGAAUGUAAGUGAUAUAUACGUUUCUCCCUGGAUGACAGCAGAAAUAUAUAAGGAAGAGUCUAAAAGAUGGGAAGAGGUUAAGAUUUCAACGCAGCAAAUAUUCAGAAAUGAUGAAAAGCCAGCAAAAAAUAUCUACGUAAUCGGAGAAGCUGGCUCAGGUAAAAGCACGUUUUGUAAAAUGCUGGUGCAUUUCUGGUGUAUCGCACCUCCAUAUCAGGAAUGCAGUUUAGACGAACGUUACAUAGUUGAAGAAAUGAAGAGAUUUGAUUUCUUAUUUUAUGUUACACUCCGACACGUUUCCGAUUGCAACAGUAUAGAAGAAAUGUUAAAGAAAUCAUAUAAUGGUCCUGUGCUUGGAGAUAUUUUACAAAAUGAUUCUGGUAAAUGCCUUAUUGUCCUUGACGGUCUGGACGAAUGGAACCCAGAAACAAAAGACAGUUUAAAAGUUAUGACCCCAGGACUUCCAGGACGCGAACUCGAUGCAGACUAUACUAUUAUUACAACUACAAGACAAUGGAAAUUUGAUGCCCUGCCAAUAGGUGAUAGCGAAGUAGAUAAAAAAAUCAAACUAAAUGGAAUUGAUAAAACUGAAAUGAAAAACCUCACUAUUAAAACAGUCGAAACAUUAAAUGACAUCUAUCAAAAAAGUAAAAAUGCAGGUGAGUGUUUAACUGAUCUUCUUAGAAGAAAUGUGUCCGACAUUAGCCAUACACCAUUGGUCUUGCAACAACUAAUCUGUCUAUGGUUUCAUGAUAAACUCAAAGACAAUUCGAAGUGUGCUAUGAACAGAGGUAUGUUAGACCUCUUUCUGGAGUGGAAAACACUUGGGACUUCUGAAAGUCAAGACCAGCUGUAUGCUAUCAAUACCACCAGUAGAAAUACACGGGUGAUACAGUAUCUUUCAUAUUUAGCGUACAAAACCCUGUUUGACAAAAAUAAAGAAACCACACUGACGUUCAGUAGUUCAACACUUACCCAGUUGAGCAUACCACAUGAUGUAAUAAAAGACUGUUUGGCCAGUGGCAUUUUAAAAGAAGAACGAAACGUAAGUUUGACGGAAAGUAUACAGUCAUCAAUUUCCUUCUUUCACAAAUCAAUGCAAGAAUAUCUAGCGGCAGUGUAUAUCGCCAGUCAGUUUAGAGAAAUGCUUAAACCGCAGACGGAUGAGCAUGAUCCUACAGAUGUCUGCAAAAAGUGCCUAGGGGAAUACUUCGGUAGUUGCAAAACGGUUGUUGAUAUUUUAGAAAAGUCAAACGUGUUAAUUAUGCUGUGUGGAUUAGAACCACAGUUGUUGACAAAUGUAAGUGAGUAUAUCUAUAACCUAACACGUGUUGACGAAAUUGUGGUUGAGGAAAGAAAUAAAGUAAUGACACUAUUCAGAUCGAGUCAUCAUAAAUUAAUCAGUGCUAUUCAAACGUGCAUUUUAAAGUGCAUUGAAGAAGGUAUGUCGAUUACAAAAAAAAUUCACUCAUCUGUUUAUAUUGCCGAUCUUUACGUUGACCCUUCAAUGGAUUUGCUACGUUAUGGUCAUAAUAUUAUUUUGAAAAAUGUUCUGUCGAUAGAAAUAGUAGAAGGUCCAUUCAGCAUAAUAGCACAUUAUAAGAAAGAUGAGAUGGAAGCAUUUUAUCUUGGCGUGAAACAUUUAAUAAAAUGCGAUCAAUUAAAGGUAAUUAAAUUUAGAUCCCAUAUCCAUAGUCACGACGGAAUUAAAAAUGAAGUUACUACAAUACUUGACACCAAUGUUCGCACUCUUGAAACUAUCCGUUUGAGAAACAAUGAUAUUAUUAUCAUAACACGUCUUGUUUCAAUAUUACCGACAAUGCGACAAUUAACUUCCCUUCAGUUGGACACUUGUGGAAGUCGUUUAACACAUGAUGAUGUUGUUCCGUUGUGUAAAUUCCUAGAGCAGACUACAAGGCUUCAACAUAUAUCGCUCGAUAUUUCUUGUAGUCAAUACGAUGAACACAUGAUAGACCUAUCAAAACAUGAACAACUUCAUCAUGUUGAUUUUUGGUGUAGUUCAUUCUGUUUGAUCAGUUGUAACAGUGACAAUCUAGAAACAUGUGUGCUUGAUGUUACAGGUCGUUCCAUGAUGAAACACGUGUGUAACAGUCUAUAUAAAGCACGUCAAUUAAAACAUCUUGAGCUGAAUUACACCGGCUAUAUAAGAACUAAGGGAACAGAAUACAGGACCGUUACUGAAAAUCUUAUAACACUUCUACCAUCAUUAGUCAGUCUCAGUACUUUAAGGCUAUGGUACAUUACUUUUACUGACAAUAUUAUAGCACGUCCGUGUGAUAUGAAGAAUCUGAAAGAAAUAACACUUCACUAUGCAACCAUGAGUCUGACAACGUGGUGCAUGUUUAUAGACAGUCUUUCUGAGCUGCCACAAGUAGUAAUGGUAAUAACAUUGGGCAUGGAUAUUAGAGAUGAGACAAUAUCUGGGUACAGUAUGUCUGAUAAAAAACAAGAAACAACUGCUCGCCAGUAUGUUAGAAAGAAAACGAAUUGUUUCCGUGUGACAAACGAUCGUACAAUUGAUUUUCAAUUUACUACAAAGAAAUUGUGACUCUGAAUAUGAGUUUAUUAUAAUGCUAAAAUAGAUCAUGUGAGUAGGCAAAAAUGUUGACAAUGUUUCAUGAAAAAAGUACAGCACAAAUGUUUCAUAUUAAGCUUAUAUUACAACAUUUCAUGCAGGACCUUUACAAAAUUAUGCAUUUUAGUUCAGUGUAAAAAAAUGAAGUACUUCUAGAACUUUUUUUUUUCCAUUUUCAAACUGUAAGAAAAACAUCUUUAUUUGUGAGUUAUUGUUAUAAAACCCAAAACAUUUUACUUCGGAUAGUUCUAGUCUGUAUAUAUAAUUACAAUAACACGUUUACAUAAUCUACAUGAUAUACAUGUACAUAUGACAAAUAGAUUUACCGCGUUAAUCACGCAAUACCUAUUUGAUAUGAAAUAGGAAGAUUUUAGUUGUAAAAUACUUUUAUCACAUUUAUAAUUCGAAAAUUUUAGUUUAUAUAUUUUAUAUUAUAUACGUGUACUUGCUUUUUGUUUAACUACAUUGACAUAAUAAUGUAAUGUACAUGUAGCUGCUCGCCACUUUAUAGUUGAACUUACUCAUAUGUUCGCAUGAUUGUGCUCUAACAGAUUAUUCUGUGCUUAUUAUUCAGACUACUUUAUGAUAGUUGUAGCACUUUCGAUAUGGCUGGCAAAUAUUACUUGACACCAGAACUAAAUUUUCGUACAGCAAAAUUUAAUUUUGAACAAUAGACCGGUCUAUAGCACAAACUGUGGACUGACUAUAUGUGUUAUAUAUCAUAAUUUGACAUAAGUAAGUUAGACAUUAAGUAAAUAUUGUUACAUGUAUAGAGAACGUCUUUUACAGCAAAUAAAUAAUUUUCACCUA